Messenger RNA from Striga hermonthica, 490 nucleotides. The record is from the annotation of a GenBank genome assembly. NCBI's taxonomy places the organism in Eukaryota, Viridiplantae, Streptophyta, Magnoliopsida, Lamiales, Orobanchaceae.
AUGAAGCGUCAGUUCUUAUCGCUCAAGCAGGGUACUCGUUCUGUUGAUGAGUACGAAAGGGAGUUUACUAGACUUACAACUUUUGUUCCGGACUUGGUACGUACGGAGGCACAGAGGGCACAACACUUCAUUGAUGGGCUUUAUCCAGCAGUCCGUCACAACAUAGUAGGUCACGGGACCCAGACCUAUGCUCGUGCUGUUUCGAUUGCCCAGGAGGUGGACGCCAGCAUCCGGAGGGAGGCAAGCCGCGAUCGUUCUCAACCAUCCGCCCUCGCCCAGUCAUCCACAGCUCCAUCAGUCCCACCAGCUGCCCAGCCAAUGAAUGAGAAGAAGAGGAAAGGGAAGGGCGCCCAGACCGGCAGGAGGACCCGCCAGAGGCAACAGCAGGUUCCACCGUGCCCCACUUGCGGACGACUUCACCGCGGAGAGUGUCGCUUUGGUCAGGAUAUAUGUUACUACUGUCACGAGCCCGAACACUUUACUAACCGCU